Messenger RNA from Aspergillus mulundensis, 942 nucleotides. RefSeq lists its product as uncharacterized. Lineage: Eukaryota; Fungi; Ascomycota; Eurotiomycetes; Eurotiales; Aspergillaceae. Gene Ontology annotation, biological process: protein N-linked glycosylation. The record is from RefSeq and is a predicted model, not a curated record. The transcript is spliced from 3 exons. Gene Ontology annotation, cellular component: Golgi membrane. Gene Ontology annotation, molecular function: glycosyltransferase activity. Bases 1 to 942 code for a protein of 313 amino acids.
AUGAACCAAGGCUUCAAGCCCCGCCGACGGGGCCUUUUGCAGCUCAAGUCAGUCCUGCGCGUGGUGGCGGCGUUUAUUGCCUGCUUCUCCUUGCUCAGGCUGUUUGCGAUAUACCCAAAUGCCUCUACGGAAAUAUCUGUCAAUAAUCGACCUCGCCCGACCGUUGGCAAAGUCAUGAUGAUCUACGGCAACAAUACCGUAUACGAGCGAGCAGUAGCAACGCAUAAAGACCAUUGCGAACGACUCGGCUAUCCACUCUUCCUCCUGCGGAGACAGGUUCUUGACGGCGUGUGGAACAAGCUCGCCUACCUCAUUUCCCUCAUCGUGCAAGAACUAGAGAAGCCGGCAGAGGAACGGCUGGAGUGGUUAUUCUGGGCGGACAGCGAUACAAUUGUCAUGAACCCCAACAUGAGAUUAGAAACCUUUCUCCCCCCACGGCAUCUCACCGACGUCCAUAUCGUACUCUCAAAAGACUGGAACGGAAUGAACGCCGGCGUAUUCCCCAUCCGCGUCCAUCCCUGGUCCAUCGAACUGCUCUCUGCCGCAAUAGGCUACCCCUUCACAAGUCCCGGCAAAGGCCUCUACUGGGCAGAGCAGUCCGCCCUUUGCUGGCUCUUCGAGGAGCACGAGUACUACUCCCGGUCUGUCGCCUACGUACCUUUGAGGUGGUUCAACGCAUACAUGCGCGCGCCUGAUGGGGAGUCACUCAAUAAGGAUUCACCGGCAGAGCUUCAAGUACACCCAGGGGACUUUCUUGUUCACUUCCCGGGUACGCCGAAAGACCAUUUCAACGAAACCUUGAGUCCGUACUUGGCCAUUGCCGAGGAGCAUCGCCCUGAGUGGGAGCUGCCGAUAGAGGAGACAGUAUUCCCGGUAGAGACGGCGAAGUUCUGGAGGAAAUAUAGUGCAGAACACGGCAUUGAGUACCCUGAUGGGCUGUGA